GGGCCGGGUCAGCAGCGGCCUCUCGAUGCGGUGCGCAGCAGAGCCAGCGCGGCCUCGCAGUGCCGCGGGGCAGAGCCCGUACGGUGCUGCCUGCCCGGCCCGCACGUGAUCACCAACGAGGAGCCGCGACGGCACCUGGAGGCGGCCCCGCCCCGGUCCCAGGAAGGGAGCGGCCGGAUCCGGAGGGACGGGACGGGGCGAGACGGGACGGGGCUGCCGCCCCUCAGAGGCCGCGCGACUCCGGCAGCAGCGGGCAUGGCUUUCGGGAAGGCUCCGAAGGACCCUUUCGGCACCGCCGUGGGCAGCCUGGUCGACCGGGCGACGCUUGGAUCGCUGCAGACGGAGGACUGGGGGCAGUUCAUGCACAUCUGCGACGUGAUCAACGCGACGGAGGAGGGCUGCUUGACAUGUGUAUAGAGAACUGUGGCCCAAGAUUCCAGUCUUUGGUUGUGAAGAAAGAUUUCUGUAAGGACAAGCUAGUGAAACUACUGAAUCCAAGAUAUAAUCUGCCAAUUGACAUGCAGGAGAAAAUCUUGUCCUUCAUCAUGACAUGGGCCCGAGGUUUCCCAGGAAAUGUGGAUGUGAGCGAAGUAAAAGAAGUUUAUCUAGAACUGCUGAAGAAAGGAGUGGAGUUUCCAUCUUCUGACACCAGCAGAGGGGAACCUAAGACUUCAUCUCAGCCUUCUACAAAGUCAUCACCAUCUUCUUCUAAUCCUCCAAAACAGCCUUCACCACCUCUUCCCACAGGGCCAACACUGUUGUUGACUCCUGAUCAGAUUGGGAAACUGUACAGUGAACUGGAUAUGGCAAAAACAAAUGUGAGAGUCAUGUCAUCAAUACUGAAAGAAAACGUCCCUGGCUCUGAAAAUCCAGAUGACAUGAAUCUUUUACAGAAACUGUAUAAGACCUGUCGGAUGAUGCAGGAGAGGAUCAUGGAUUUGCUGGUGACAGUGGAGAAUGAAGAUGUGAUAGUUGAGUUAAUACAAGUAAAUGAAGAUCUGAAUGAUGUCCUCCUGGGACAUGAGAGGUUCUCCCGAAACAGAGUGCGUUUUUUGGAGAAUCAGAGGAUAAAACGUGAGCGCGAAGAGCUCUACCGGAAACAACCAUCUGCUCCCUCAAGUGAUCUACUUGACCUCUCCUUGGAUUUGCCAUCUGCUGUGUCUGCAGUGGUACUUAUUGACUCUGCAGCGUCUCCUUCAGGCCGUAAUGGCAUAUCUGCACGCCCUGAAGACAAAACCAAGCAUCAUCCAUCAAUUUAUCCACAGCUAGAUUUAGCUCAGCAAUUCCCAUUUGCAACUGAAGCAUCAAAAAAUAGUGUCAGUGAUCCAGCUGGACACACAUAUAGCAAUUUGGCGACUGUCUUAAGCCCAGUGCCUCUGAAUCCAGGACAAACUACACCAUCAAAUGGAUUGUCAGCAGCAGCUGAAUCAAAGAACAAGGCACAAGCACCUCAUUACUAUGAGAUAAUGGAAUUUGAUCCCCUGGCUCCUACUGAAGCUGUUUAUGAAGAAAUUGAUGUUGUGCUGAAGGCGGAAGCUAAAAAGAAUACCAAAUGCUGAAGGUGGAGGUGAAGUCUUUUGCUGAAUGCAGGUUAUUCUCUGAUGCUGGCCCUAUGCAGUGCUUCCUGUAACAUAGAAGUGAAUAAUAGAACAGGUUUUGUGUUUAGACAUAGUAUUCCAAUACUUGUUUAUUGAGCUGUGUGGAAGUUGAAGUGUUACUUGGUUCUACACCUUGAUAACUUGUCCUCAGUGUUCAGCUGUCUCUUAUUCAAGGUGACUUUCAUUAUUUAUUUUUCAAGCAUUUUGAGGGCCUUUAAAACAUGAUUUCCAAAUUCUUCUGUGUAUCAGGUAACACUUGACACAAACAAAAAGGAUGUUAGGUUUACAGAAUCUGUGAACCCAGUUUCUCUUUCGGCCUCAUUGCUGUCUGUGUUUACCUCACUAAAAGUUUAAAAGGGGCUUUGGUAUGUAGGAUGCUGAUAGAUGACUGAAGACAGGCAGUGUUAACUCUCCAAAUUCAUAUUCUGAAUACAGGGUUUUUCCUCCUACAAGCCCACAAUAUAGUUGGAUUUUUGUCUUCCUAAGAACCUGAGCUGGGACUUGAGGUGCUGUCAUCCAUGAUGAGCAGAACAGAAAAACCCCUGCUUGUUCCAUUGUUGCUACUCUUAUUUACUCAGUAAAUAUUGGAGAGGGAUGAGUAAUUUCUUUCAGUGUUCCUGCCCUGCAGAGGUGGUUCUGGUGAAGGAAAAAAUAGUCAUCUACAAUGCAGAUGAGCAGUGGUUAUCUUUUAAUCAAACUGUGUAACCCUGUUAAUAACAAUUACCUUAAUAAUUAAAGUGCCUUAUCUAUUUUAAUGCUGAAUGUAAAAUGUGCACUUUAACAGGUAUAGUUCUCUGAAUUUAUAAUUGAUAUAAAGUUUGAGAACUUGUUUGGUGUUCAUAGCUGAUAAGCUAGGGGGGGUUGUGAAAUACUGUAUUUUACACAUUCACUAUGUUAACUGAUGUAAGUGAUGAAUUCUCCAUUGGCUCUGCAACUUUGUAGCAUAAAAUGCCAAAUAAAAUGAAAUGCUGAGAAGUUAACCCCAUCAU
Neopsephotus bourkii (Bourke's parrot) is the source of this 2587-nucleotide messenger RNA. It is a transcript of the gene TOM1L1, whose product is annotated as target of myb1 like 1 membrane trafficking protein. The record is from RefSeq and is a predicted model, not a curated record. Gene Ontology annotation, cellular component: membrane; endosome. Gene Ontology annotation, biological process: signal transduction. The transcript has 14 exons. The coding region runs from base 408 to 1559 and encodes 383 amino acids. Gene Ontology annotation, molecular function: phosphatidylinositol binding; clathrin binding; ubiquitin binding. Lineage: Eukaryota; Metazoa; Chordata; Aves; Psittaciformes; Psittacidae.